Cricetulus griseus (Chinese hamster) is the source of this 1939-nucleotide messenger RNA. The record is from RefSeq and is a predicted model, not a curated record. NCBI's taxonomy places the organism in Eukaryota, Metazoa, Chordata, Mammalia, Rodentia, Cricetidae.
CUAGCAUUCAUGGUAGAGUGAAGAGGGGCCUAGCAUCAGGAGGGUUGAGCGGGGUAUAGGCGAUAUAGGCAUUGUGGGCUUGUGUGCUGAGCUGAACUAAGAUGCCCUGAAGUCAUCUUGGGCCAGAAAUUAAAGGAGCUGUCAGUUGCACCUCCUGGCACCUCUCUCUCUCAUCACUUCAGACCUGGACAGGGAGGGGUAUACUAUGGACUCCAAGGCUACAGGCACUCGCCUGGGACCUGCUCCAUAAGCAUGAUAAAAUAUUUAUCAGGAAGCAGGCAGGCAGUUGGGUUUCCCUGCGCAGACUGAGAUGGGCAGCUCCCACUGAAGCUGGCUGCAACCUUCCCAAGUUCCGCUGAGUCACAGCCCAGGAGCCCUCUGUCCAGUCCGCCUGCUCGCCAUCCUGUGGCCACGUGGAUUCCUCAUAAUAUGUAAGCCAUUGGGUAGCCCCACGACCAGGACACCCAGCACAGUGAAAACGCUGACCCAUGUUCAGGCCUUUCUGGACUGUGCAGGCCUUAGCCAAGGUCACAGGCAGACAGGCCACAGGUAUCCCUUCCCUCAUCCACCCUGCAGCCUCUGGCUCCUGAGCAAGGCAGUUGCUGAAGACAGAGCUGGGAUCCUUCUUCACAGAGUACCUGCAGAACCAGCUGCUCACAAAGGGCAUGGUGAUCCUUCGUGACAAGAUACGCUUCUACGAGGGACAGAAGCUGCUAGAUUCGCUGGCGGAGACCUGGGAUUUCUUCUUUAGUGACGUGCUACCCACGCUGCAGGCAAUCUUCUACCCUGUGCAGGGCAAGGAGCCGUCAGUGCGCCAGCUUGCCCUGCUGCACUUCCGGAACACCAUCACCCUCAGUGUGAAAUUGGAGGACGCGCUGGCCCGCUCUCACGCUCGCGUCCCCCCUGCCAUCGCACAGAUGCUGCUGGUACUGCAGGGGGUACAUGAGUCCAGAGGUGUGACCGAAGACUACCUGCGCCUGGAGACACUGAUCCAGAAGGUGGUGUCACCGUACCUAGGCACCUAUGGCCUCUACUCCAGCGAAGGGUCCUGUACUCAUUCCUGCAUCCUCGAGAAACGGCUCCUGCGUCGCUCCCGCUCUGGGGAUGUCCUAGCCAAGAACCCGGUGGUGCGCUCCAAAAGCUACAAUACACCCCUGCUCAAUCCUGUGGCUGAGCAUGAAGCAGAAGGCACAGCAGCUGGUGGCACAAGCAUCCGCAGGCACUCCGUCUCAGAGAUGACAUCUUGUCCUGAGCCCCAGGGCUUUGUGGACACACCUGGCCAGGGCCCUUCGGGGACCUUCAGGUCCUCCCCAACACCUCACUCAGGGCCUUGCCCUAGCAGACUGUACCCCCCUGCCCAUUCCCCAGAGCAGGGCCCAGCCCACAGCUCCCCACCCACCUCCAGCCCUGAGACACUGGUGGACCAGAUCCUGGAGUCCGUGGACUCAGACUCCGAAGGAAUAUUCAUUGACUUUGGUCGGGGUAGUCGGUCCAGUGUGUCUGACUUUGAUGCAACUGGAAGCCGGCCGAGUGUUGUGUGAUAGCCUGAGGUUAGUUCAUGUUUUUACUGGCCCCUAUAUGUUUGCGUGUCUGUGGAUGUGUGCGUGAGAGACGUGUUCCUAACCUCACCAGCCCCCUUGCCGCUGCCUUGGUCACUGUAUACUCCCAGUCUGUUGGAAAACCUAUCCACUUCCCUGCUCACCCCAGGUCUGAUUGGGUGUCCAGUUGGUACCUCAAGGAUGGGGUCACCACGUGCCCUCCUGCCUGCCCCACCCUUGGUGCCACACCUACCCAGGAAAAUGUGAAACCAGUGGGUUCUGCCCAUGCCAGCCCAGUGUGGCCCCCACAGAGAUGGGACCCAAGCCACGGCCAGACCUGCCUCCCUCUUCCCUGGGUGGCCACCAAACAGGAAGGCUUGAAAUAAAGUUACAGCUCCAGG